CGCAGGACCAAAAAAAGAUUCUUAACAAGAGAGCCAUGUAUCCUCCAAGUCAAGUCAAUGAAGACAGUGAAAUGAUACCAGACCAAGAAGAAGAAGAAGCAGCUUUGUUGCUCUUAGAUAAAGUGACCCCACCAAUCCUUCUGAAGGAAUCAGCAGGUGAUAAUUCAUGUUGUAUCUUCAGAAUCCCUCACAUUCUUGGGCGAGCCAACCACACAGCUUAUUCACCCAAGAUCGUCUCAAUAGGCCCUUAUCAUCAUUCAGAUGAUAAAGAACAUGAACAUCUCAAGAUGAUCGAGGAGCACAAGAAACGUUAUCUAGAGUUCUUCGUGUCAAAGACCAAGGAAAAUGGCGUCAACCUAAGUCACUUAAUUGAUGUAGUCUCCAAAUCUGAGCAGGCCAUUAGAGAUUCUUAUUCCGAGAAUCUUGACUUUAGUCAAGAAAAGCUGACCAAGGUGAUGCUUCUUGAUAGUUGUUUCAUUCUUAUGCUGUUCCUUGUGGUGUCAAGAAAGAUUGAGUACAAAAACUUCAACGACCCAAUAUUCAAGCUGAGAUGGAUACUGCCUACUCUUCGAAGUGAUCUCCUCCUUCUAGAAAACCAGGUUCCUCUCUUUCUUCUUAAUAAAAUCUUAGAGACAUCAAAGUUAGCUCCAUCCACAAGCUUAAACGAGAUGGCCUUCACCUUCUUCAAGUAUUCGAUAAAGAAACCAGAAAACUCCUGGGAGAAACAUAAGAAUCUUCGAGCAAAACAUCUUCUUGAUCUCAUUCGUAAGACUUUCAUACCCAUCCCGUCUCCACCAACCACCCAAAAGCAAUGCUGCAUCAAUAUUGAUUCAAGUGGUCCUGAGGAAAAAACAAGAGUUAUAAAGACACUCAAAAACACUUGUUUAACUAAGAUAUGUCCUUCAAAGGAGAGCGGUACUAGAGCCCAAAAAACAUCACCACCUCCCAGCCGUUUUCUUGAACUAAUUGUCUCAGCCAAGAAGCUUCGUCUUCGAGGAAUAAAGUUCAAGCGCAGGGAGAAUGUUGAUACACCGUUAGACAUAAAUUUCAAGAACGGUUUGCUUGAGAUACCGUUACUAGUCUUUGAUGAUUUUAUGAGCUCUGUUUUAAUCAACUGCGUAGCCUUUGAGCAGUUCAACAUGAGAUGCACAACGGAGAUUACAAGCUAUGUGGUUUUUAUGGGUUGCCUGAUAAACACAGACGAGGAUGCGACCUUCUUAGUUGAGAAAGGGAUCAUAGAGAACUAUUUUGGAACGGGUGAACAAGUUUCUUUGUUCUUCAAGAACAUAGGGAAAGACAUCUCGUUCAGCAUAUCUAAGAGUUAUUUAGCAAAGUUGUUUGAGAGAGUGAACAAGUACACUUCAAAAGGAUGCCAUGUACAUUGGGCAGGGUUCAAGUACACACAUUUCCACACUCCAUGGACGUUUCUAUCAUCUUGUGCGGCUCUGCUGCUUCUUCUACUUACCAUAAUCCAAGCCUUCUUUGCAGCCUAUGCUUAUUUUCGUCCUCCCAAGAACAAUUGAAAAUGUCUGUGGCCCUAGUCUCUCUUUCAAUAAAACUAUUUUGUUUUUAGCUUUUGUUUGACAAGUUUUAUUAUUGCAGUAAUUAUAUGUAUACUUUUACUGCCUCGGUCUUGUUAUAGAUUGUGUUGUACUUGAACCUUUAGUAGUUAAUUCCAUGCAUAUUCUUCAAAAA
Eruca vesicaria subsp. sativa (arugula) is the source of this 1695-nucleotide messenger RNA. The record is from the annotation of a GenBank genome assembly. Lineage: Eukaryota; Viridiplantae; Streptophyta; Magnoliopsida; Brassicales; Brassicaceae.